Papaver somniferum (opium poppy) is the source of this 1233-nucleotide messenger RNA. RefSeq lists its product as uncharacterized. The record is from RefSeq and is a predicted model, not a curated record. Bases 1 to 1233 code for a protein of 410 amino acids. NCBI's taxonomy places the organism in Eukaryota, Viridiplantae, Streptophyta, Magnoliopsida, Ranunculales, Papaveraceae. Gene Ontology annotation, molecular function: RNA-DNA hybrid ribonuclease activity; nucleic acid binding. The transcript is spliced from 4 exons.
AUGGAACAACAACUGGAAAUUAUCCUCAGUUUGGAGUGGUUUGAAAUGGCAAUGCAAUCUUUACAAGAGGACUUAAAAUGGAAUGAAAUCAAGAGUGCAAUAGCUUCUUUCAGUCUGCCUGAUGUUAGUGGUAUGAAUGAUGAAUUAUGUUGGAAAGUAACACUCUCAGGUGAAUUUAUAAUUUCAGCUGCUGUUAACAAAAUCAGAACAAGGGGAGAAAAAGUUCAAUGGUCUAAAUACAUAUGGAAUGCAUUUCUCCAUCCCAGUAUUGCAAGCAAUGUGUGGAAGUUAAUUCAGGGACUUUAUAUUGAUGAUACUAAAAUGGUUAAAAAUGGUUAUGACAUGGUGUCCAGAUGCUGCAUAUGUGAAGAAGAUGAAGAUAGCAUGAGCCAUCUAUUGUGGGAGUGUUUUACAUUAAAAGAGUUGUGGUUUCAAAAAAACAAGAUAUUUUUUGAAGAAAUUAAACCUGAUAUUUCAAAAUUCAAGUGCAAACUGUUGAAGACAAUAGCUGAACAUAGUAUCAGGAUUAAAGGUAGCAAAUUGAAUCAAGAGUAUGAUAACCAGAUUAUAUCUUUCUUCAAGCUGGGGCCAAGAAUUUCCAAAUAUCAGAGCAUUAUAGCUUGUCAGUGGAAUGAACCUGAAUUUGAAUUCACUAUGUUUUGUUGUGAUGGAGCCUCCUUAGGAAAUCCUGGAGCAGUUGGCUUUGGCAUUGUCAUUAGAAAUCAUUCUACUCAGGUUUUUGGUGCAAUUACUGGUGGAUUGGGGAUUGCAACAAAUUAUAUAGCUGAAGUUUAUGCUGUUGUUAAUGCAGCUGAAUUGGUUGUGGACUGGAAAUUGCAAAAUAUUAUCAUAAAAUCUUAUUCCAAGACAGUAUCUGAUCAAUUUGAACAGGAUCAAAUUCCCUGGUUUGUUAGAACAAGGUGGAGGAAUGCAACUAAAAGGAUUUCAGUAAUCAGACUUGCCCACAGUUUCAGAGAAAUCAACUUCUCUGCAGAUUGUGCUGCUAAAAAGGGAGCUUCUUUACAGGCAGGAGAAAGAAAUAUAUAUUCGGUAGACCUUUUUGCUGCAGAAGAUUCAAACAUUGGAGCUAGGCCUGAUGCGCUGAAAUGGGAUGUGAUGUUGAGUGUUGCAGUGAUGAUUGCAGUGACAUGGUCUUGUAGUGAAUAUGGAAGUAGAUUGAAUGCGGAUGAGCUGAGAAGGAGAGCCACUUACAGUGAAGCAGUAAUUGGAUAA